CCGUGUUUGGUUGGUUCAUAAACCCAAACCCUAAACCCUCCGUCCACCUGCGUUGUUGGGUGGCACCCUUACGAGUUCCGAACCCUUCACUCUCCUUCAGUUCCAGAGGGCAUUUCCAUUUCCAUUAUUCGAUGAAUCAAACUCAAACUCAAACUCAAAAUCAAAAUCAAUAACUACCAUUGUCAUCAUCAUCACAAUGAUGUUGAUGAGAAAAUCGCAUUCAUCAAUAGCAUGGUCUCGUGUCAUUCUCAACCAACUACGAUCGACUCUCCCAGGAGAAUCCCCAAUCUCCACCAACACAUCACCACCCCACCACUCUUUCCCCAAAUCUUUCCCCCCACACAACUCCGCCGCAGAUUUCGUUUUCCGGCGGAAAAUCGGUCCUUUUCCUCCGCCAGAACGAUCCAAGAGCUUCUCGCCGAUGUGGAGAGGUCAAAGCACAAGGAAAGAGAAGAGAAGAAAAGGAUCGGCUUAGACGCUGCAGACAUUGAUGCCGAGGACGAAGAGGAUUACAUGGGUGUGGGACCGUUGAUCGAGAAGCUUGAGAAGGAGAAGCUGAAGAAUUCUGGGGCUGAUCAACUCAAUAUGUACGAAGAGCCUACUGAUUCGGAGAGUGAAGACGAUGAGAGGUUCAGUCCUGAGGAUAUCAAGAAACGAGCCCAAGUGUUUGAGAAAAAGUUUAAGAGACACGAAGAGCUUCUCAAGAACUUCACUGAGGCAGAGACGCUGGAUGAUGCUUUCAAAUGGAUGAACAAAAUUGACAAGUUUGAGCAAAAACAUUUACAGCUACGCCCAGAGUAUCGAGUCAUUGGCGAGUUGAUGAACCGCAUGAAAGAAUCCACUGGCAAGGAUAGAUUUCUUCUCCAACAAAAACUAAAUAGGGCCAUAAGGUUAGUAGAGUGGAAGGAAGCUUAUGAUCCGAACAAUCCCGCCAAUUAUGGGGUCGUUCAUCAUGAACAAAUGGGAGCCUCUGCUGAUCUUUUGGAAAAUGCUGGAUUUGAAAAGGAAAAACAAAUGAUACAAGGGGGAUUGGAUGAAGAUGAUGAUGAGGAGUUUGAUGACAUGAAAGAGAGGGAUGAUAUACUGUUAGAGAAGCUGAAUGCUAUUGACAAGAAACUUGAAGAGAAGCUAGCGGAGUUGGAUCAUACAUUUGGAAAGAAGGGAAAGGUUUUGGAAGAGGAGAUUAGAGAUCUAGCUGAGGAGAGGAACUCAUUGACAGAGAAGAAGAGAAGACCUCUUUACAGGAAAGGUUUUGAUGUGAAACUAAUUGAUGUUAACCGAACUUGUAAAGUUACUAAGGGAGGACAAGUGGUCAAGUACACUGCUAUGUUGGCUUGUGGGAACUACCAAGGUGUAGUUGGUUUUGCAAAAGCAAAAGGUCCAGCUGUUCCUGUUGCCCUUCAGAAGGCAUAUGAGAAAUGUUUUCAGAACCUUCAUUAUGUGGAACGACACGAAGAGCAUACAAUUGCACAUGCAGUUCAAACUUCAUACAAGAAAACCAAGCUGUAUCUUUGGCCUGCUCCAACUACGACGGGGAUGAAAGCAGGCAGAACGGUCCAAACUAUUCUACAUUUAGCUGGUUUUAAAAAUGUGAAGUCUAAGGUUGUUGGAUCGAGGAAUCCUCAUAACACGGUUAAGGCUGUUUUUAAGGCGUUAAAUGCGAUUGAAACUCCCAAAGAUGUACAAGAGAAGUUUGGCCGGACUGUUGUUGAGUCAUACCUGCUAUGAUAGGUAUGUAUUACCAAUUCUUGGAUCUGAAGCACAAGGGUUGCCCUAGUGGUAGUGGUGGUUGUACCUUGCUCAUGUGUUUGGGUUCAAACCACAGCGUCUUUCCCAAAAUGAGAAAAUAUUUUUCUUUUCUUGUUCUUCCCAAAAUGAGAACUCUUGAAUUUAGGAGAGGAUUAUAAAUAUUGUCUUGAAAGUAAAAUUGUCUUUUCGACAUUUGUAGUGCCUAUUUUAAACUUAUUGAGUAACAUUUUUGUUUUCUAUUUUCUGCUUU
Messenger RNA from Camellia sinensis, 1999 nucleotides. RefSeq names its product Ribosomal protein S5 family protein. Gene Ontology annotation, molecular function: structural constituent of ribosome; RNA binding. The record is from RefSeq and is a predicted model, not a curated record. Gene Ontology annotation, cellular component: ribosome. Gene Ontology annotation, biological process: translation. NCBI's taxonomy places the organism in Eukaryota, Viridiplantae, Streptophyta, Magnoliopsida, Ericales, Theaceae.